Molecule: messenger RNA, 1788 nt
Organism: Penicillium daleae
Lineage: Eukaryota; Fungi; Ascomycota; Eurotiomycetes; Eurotiales; Aspergillaceae
Exons: 5
Coding region: 1-1788 (595 amino acids)
Biological process (GO): fatty acid metabolic process
Molecular function (GO): medium-chain fatty acid-CoA ligase activity
Source: RefSeq, a predicted model, not a curated record
AUGUCCGGUCUGAGUUUAGUCUCGAGGCUUGCACGCCCGCGUCUGCGCGCGAGCUGUGCGCGCCUGUAUCUCUCGGCGCAGCCUGUGCAUGCGAAGCUCUUUUCAUCGGGCAGGAGUUUACUCACGCAGCUACCGAAUACGCAUAUCUUCCGCGCAAUCAAGGAUCAUGACUCGGCCAGCUUGGCGGUGGUGCAUAGCUUGUCGGGCCGGUCAUUCACAUACGGCAAUCUAACGGCCGAUGUCCUCCGCGCAAAGGAAGAUCUCGAGAAGAAGGCGGGCCGGAUGGGUAAAUUAUCUGGAGAGAGAAUUGCGUUUAUGGCGGAGAAUAGCUAUGACUAUGUUGUCAUGCUUCUGGCUAUCUUUGGAUGUGAUGCUAUUGCCCUGCCAUUGUCCCCGUCUUUCCCUACGGGUGAAUUGCAGUAUAUCCUUGACAAUUCGGAGGCCAAGGUCCUGCUAGCGACGGAAAAGUAUGCCGAUAAAGCCCAGGAGAUUCUCAACGAGGGCUUGCAGCAUGAGCUCCUGUUUGAUAUCAGGCCAAAGCUUGCUGUCGGGGCUGCUGGAAGUGAGAUUGUGCCAUUAGAAGAGUCAAAAGCAUCUUCUGCGCUCCCUGCGGGUGGUAUGAUGCUAUACACGUCUGGUACCACGGCUCGUCCGAGGCAUGGGAAUACUCCCCCCAAGACCGACUCCUCCACCUCCUCCCCCCUCCACCACAUCCACGGCGUCGUCAACGCAAUCAUAGCCCCCCUCUUCGCCGGCUCCUCCAUCGAAUUCAUGUACCCCUUCAACACAGACCAAGUCUGGAACCGCCUCGCAGCACCCUUCCUCCCACAAACCGACCCCAACAGCCCCGCAAAAUCCAAAAUCACCUUCCUAACAGCUGUACCAACAGUCUACAACCGCCUAAGAUCAUGCUUCCCCUCCCUGUCCGCGGAAAUCCAACAAGCAGGUCAAAAGGGUAUAUCCCCAGAAAACCUGCGCCUAAACAUCUCCGGCUCCGCAGCCCUCCCAACGCCCACGAAAACAGCUUGGCAAUCCCUCAGCGGCGGCAACGUCCUACUCGAACGCUUCGGCAUGACAGAAGUCGGCAUGGCGCUGAGCUGCGGUCUCGAUUUCGCAGACCGUGUCGAUGGAAGUGUUGGCUGGCCUUUACCACAGGUCGAAGCGCGCCUCGUGGACACGGAGACGAACCAAGUCAUCCCGGUAGGCGAGGAAACGGAUGCAGAUGGUCGCGAGCGUGUAGGCGAGAUUCAACUGCGCGGACCCACCAUCUUCCGCGAGUACUGGGGUAACACGAAAGCUACGAAAGAGACCUUCGUGGACGGCGGGGACGGCAGAGAUCCCUGGUUCUGCACUGGCGAUGUCGCGACGAGACGGGUUGUACAGGGUGCAGGCAAAGGCACGAGUGGCGACUGGGCGCGCGGGCCGAUGUAUUUCAUUCAGGGACGGAAGAGCGUCGAUAUCAUCAAGAUAGGAGGCGAGAAAGUGAGCGCGUUGGAGGUUGAGCGCGAGCUACUUUCGCUGCCUCAAAUCGCCGAAGCAGCCGUCGUAGGCCUCCCCUCCGAACAAUGGGGCAGCAAAGUCGCAGCCGUCGUUGUUCUGUCCCCCAACGCACAUGCUACGGGCCGCAACGGCAAGUCCUGGGGUCCGAUGGAUAUGCGUCGUGCGUUGAAGGAUCGACUGGCUGGGUAUAAGAUUCCGCAGGAGAUGAAGGUUUUGGAAACGAUUCCGCGGAAUGCGAUGGGGAAGGUGAAUAAGAAGGCGUUGGUAAAAGAGGUGUUUGGUGUUUAG